This is a messenger RNA of Malus domestica (apple), 1881 nucleotides long. RefSeq lists its product as uncharacterized. The record is from RefSeq and is a predicted model, not a curated record. NCBI's taxonomy places the organism in Eukaryota, Viridiplantae, Streptophyta, Magnoliopsida, Rosales, Rosaceae.
CUCCCUCCCGCGAAACGACCAUUUCUUCUCCUCCAAAAAAACAGCAACCAAACACCACCAGAAAGAAAAACAACAUGUCGUUUCUCGCUCCGCAUUCGGAUCUUCGUUCCCUGACGGCGAAUCGUGGUACUGACCGUUGGUGUUUCAGCCAAAUCACAUGGCCCGACCCGAAACCCCAGCUGUUCCGGGUCUCUGCUCGUCAGAGUCCGGCGGCAAAUGGCAUCGCUUUGGAUUUGAAGAAGAGAAAGGACCCGCGGUGGUCGGUUUGUACCGCCGACGAGCUUCACUAUGUCUCUGUUCCAAAAUCCGAUUGGAGCCUCGCUCUCUGGCGCUACCUUCCCUCUCCUCAGGCGGAGCCAAGGAAUCAUCCGCUGCUGCUGCUGUCAGGACUUGCGACGAAUGCGAUUGGAUACGAUCUUUCUCCCGAGUCCUCGUUUGCGCGCUCCAUGUCUGCUGAAGGAUAUGAUACAUGGAUUCUUGAGAUGAGAGGUGCAGGGUUGAGCACAUAUGGUAUGGACUUAGGGGCAGUGAAGCGGCCUCCCCAUGCCAUGUCCAAGCAGACAAUUUCUUCGAAUGGGACAUAUAAUUUGGUGUCUCAAUCGGAUGAAUUGCAACUAGUGAGAAACUUUAUGGAGACCUUUAUGCAAUUAUCUGAAAGAUUAUCAAGGUUUGCAGACUUCCAAGAACGUUUUUCUACUGCCUUAGAAGAUUUCCAGAAACAGCUCGACUUAAUUGUAAAGUGUGACUGGGACUUUGAUCACUACUUGGAAGAGGAUGUGCCUGUUGCGAUGGAGUAUAUAAGAACUCAAUGCAAACCAAGGGAUGGCAAGCUCCUUGCUGUUGGUCACUCGAUGGGCGGUAUCUUGCUAUAUGCAAUGCUCUCACGCUGCUCUUACCAAGGGCGAGAUUCUGGGUUGGCAUCAGUUGCUACUUUGGCAUCAUCGCUCGACUACACGCAGUCAAGAUCUUCGUGCAAGUUAUUUUUACCUCUGGCAGACCCAGCACAGGUUCUAAACGUUCCUGCCGUUCCACUUGGUCUAUUUGCCACUGCUGUGCAUAAUCUUGGUACUCGCACUCCAAUUUCGUCUUGGCUUAAGCUUCAAGUUUCUGCUCAAGGCAUGAUGCAGCCAGAUUUGUUCGAAAAGCUUGUUUUAAACAACUUUUGUACCGUGCCCGCUAAGGUUCUCUUGCAGCUAUCAACACUUUUUGCGGAUGGGGGUUUAUGUGACAGGAGUGGAACUUUCUUUUACAAGGAUCACCUUUGCAAAAGCAAUGUCCCAAUCUUAGCUCUUGGAGGCGAUCAAGACCUAAUAUGUCCUCUCGAAGCUGUUUAUGAAACAGUGAAGCUGAUUCCCGAAGAAAUGGUUACUUUCAAAGUUCUCGGAGAAGCCAGCGGUCCUCAUUUUGCUCACUAUGAUUUAGUAGGAGGUCGCUUGGCAGCAGAUACAGUAUAUCCGCACAUUUUCAAAUUUCUCAAUCGUCAUGACAGGACCUGAUUUCUUCAUUUUAGUUUCCCUCUGUGGCCCGAAACCCGUGAACCUUAAAGCCAUGCAACCAGAUGAAGAUAACCCCAGAAGGAAUUCAUAGCCGAUAAGCAUGGCGAGCGAGGUACCCUCCGAACAGGCCUUCACGUAUACGAGUAUGUUGUAGACGGAUCGUGUUACGAUUUACACAAAGUUGUAAAGGAAAAGAUGUAUAUGACAACAGAAACUUCAAAGUUCAGAAAGAUUGUAAGUUAUGAGUAAAUGUUAGAACUUAGAAUGCUUGCAAUUUGACCAUAAGAAUAUACUUGUAUUACAAAUGUAUCCUUUGGCAACGAGAACUUCUAAGCAAGCUUCCUUUCGAGGUCAUUUCUACUACAAGCGGUUUUGUUGGUUUUAU